Pipistrellus kuhlii (Kuhl's pipistrelle) is the source of this 3398-nucleotide messenger RNA. RefSeq names its product interleukin 31 receptor A (gene IL31RA). The transcript is spliced from 15 exons. The coding region runs from base 544 to 2838 and encodes 764 amino acids. Lineage: Eukaryota; Metazoa; Chordata; Mammalia; Chiroptera; Vespertilionidae. The record is from RefSeq and is a predicted model, not a curated record. Gene Ontology annotation, molecular function: cytokine receptor activity; cytokine binding. Gene Ontology annotation, biological process: cytokine-mediated signaling pathway. Gene Ontology annotation, cellular component: external side of plasma membrane; signaling receptor complex.
CAGCGUGAAGGUCAUUAACGUAAAGAUGGUUGGCUGCCCCGCCCGGGCCCAGGCGGGGGCUCAGCCUCCUUUCCGUGAGCGCCCGAGGCACAGUCAGCGUGACGGACGGCUUCGCGUGAGCGCCUGUCUGCCUCGCCGCGCGGGAAGCUGAUGACAGGACCACAAUUGCUUCCAGCUGAGGGCUGCUCCCGGGAGGGACGGGCGGCCGUCCCCGUGGCGCUGCCACGCCCAGGGUGCUUUCGCGUGCCGCUCCCCCAGACGGCUCCGCGCUGCGGAUAAUGCGCCUCUUCCCAGCAGCGUGGAGGCGCCCUCGUGGGACUGGGCUGGGCUUAAAAGCAGAGGCGUCCCGGCCGGCCGGCCAGCCCACGGACAGGCAGCGUCUCUCGCGUGUGACUCCAGGUCUGGCGGCGCUGGGGACCCAGGGCUCCUUCGGGGCCGGUCCUCUGACCUGCAGGACGGCUCAGGCAGAGCGAGGCUAGCUGAACGGACACGGGAGCAGCUGACGGACCGAGGACAGGCCGCCCUCGCCGCCGACGCAGGGCCAUGUGGGCCUGGGCGCUGUGGGUGCUCCCGCUGCUCUGCCCCGGCGGCCGGGCAGCCCCGCCGGCCAAGCCCGAGAACGUCUCCUGCGUCUUCUACUAUCGGACGAACUUCACCUGCACCUGGAGCCCCGACCCGGCGGCCGGCCACACGCAGUACUGGGUCCGGAGGACGUACGUCUCUUUCGGAAAGAAAAACGACACUUGUCACCCUGCAAGCGAGACUCCCACGUCCUGCUCCUUCUUUCCCCCGAUAACCCUCCCGGACGUUUACACCAUCCAAGUGGAGGCUCAGAACGCGGACGGGACCGCGGCGUCGGACGUGACACGCUGGUCCUUAGCUGCCGUAGCAAAAAUGGAAGCACCAGUGAUUUCCAGUGUGACACCAGUUGUGGCUGUCAAACGGAUGCUUCAGAUACAAUGGGUCAAGCCUAAGCUGGCCCCAGCCUCGUCCCCGUUAAAAUGCCGGCUUCGGUUCAGGAUGGCGAACAGCACCCACUGGAUGCAAGUCAGCUUCAAAGUGGAGGCCGAGAGAAACACCCACACCUCCAACCUCACGGGGCUGCAGGCCCUCACGGAGUACGAGGUGGCGCUGAGCUGUGCGGUCCAGCAGUCCCCCUUCUGGAGCGCCUGGAGCCCAGUGCACAGAGGAACCACCGAGGAAGUUCCCCUGGGCCUGGACCUGUGGAGGGUGCUGGGACCGGCUCAGGAGGACGGGAGCCGCCCAGUGAGGCUGCUGUGGAAGGUUCCCCGCGCUCAGAGGGCCCUGGAGCGAGCGCUCAGCUACCAGGUCUGGUUCUUCCCGGAAAACACCACCAACCUCACCGAGACCGUGACCACCAGCCGCCCGCAGCUGGCGCUGACGCUGGGCGCCCAGGCCUACCGGGUGUGGGUGGUGGCCGCCAACUCGCUGGGCCAGAGCCCGCCCGCCUCCCUGCGGGUCCCGGCCGCCACCGAGGAGGCGUUCCGGGGCGUCCAGGCCGUGCAGGCCGGCCUCUCGCAGGCCGGGCUGGCGGUGGCGUGGCAGAGCUCCGCGCCGCACGUGGACGCGUGGAUGGUGGAGUGGCUCCCGGACGUGGACGCCGAGCCCCCCGCCCCGUCCUGGGAGGCGGUGACCGGGGCCAGGAACUGGACGAUCCGGCAAGAUGAGCUAGCGCCCCUCCAGUGCUACAACAUCUCAGUGUACCCACUGUGGCAAGACCGCGUGGGCCAGCCGUGUUCCGUCCAGGCCUACGCCAGGGAAGGCGUCCCGGCAGCAGGCCCCGUGCCCAGGGCGGAGGGCAUCGGCGUGACAACCGUCUCCAUCGUGUGGGAGGAGGUUCCCAAGCACCAGCGACACGGCUUCAUCUGCAGCUACACCGUGUUCUACCAGGCCGAGGGCAGCGCGGUGCUGGCCAAGACGGUCGGCGCCCGCACCCUGGGGUGCCGCCUGGAGUCCCUGAGGCGCAAGACCUCCUACUCCGUCUGGGUCAUGGCCAGCACCAGCGCCGGCGGCUUCAACGGCACCAGGAUCGCCUUCCAGACGCUGUCCGUCAGUGUCCUGGAGGUCUGCCUGGUGGCCGCGCUGGGCGGGGGCGGGCUGCUGCUGCUCAGCGCCCUGGCCGCGGCCUGCGGCCUCCGGAAGCCCAAGCUGAAGCACCUGUGCUGGCCGGACGUCCCCAACCCUGCCCGGAGCAGCUUGGCCGCGUGGGGAGGCGGGAGCCUCAAGGGUAAGCCGAGCCCGAAGGAGGUGGACGAUGCCCUGAGCACAGAGGACAGCGCUCUCAAGCCCAGUGACCUCAUUGACAAGUUGGCGGUGAACUUCGAGAAUUUCCAGGAAGAGGUUUCCGCAGAGGAAGAGGGAAAGGGCCAGGAAAGCAUGCUGGGAGGGGACACGAAUGAGUACGUGACCUCCCCCUUCAGGCCUUACUGUAUCCUGAAGCCGUUCACUGAGGCCGAGGCCCCGCCCACUGUAGCUGAGGCCCCGCCCACUGCGGCUGAAGCCCCACCCACUGUAUCUGAAGUCACUCCCAUUGCAGCCGAGGCCCCGCCCAUGGCAGCCGAGGCUCCUCCCACUUCACCCAAGGCUCCGCCCACUGUGGCCGAGGCUCCGCCCAGAGAGCCCCGGCGCCUGCGCUCUGGCAGCCGGGAGGGCACCAGCCCGGAAGCUGAGGAGCAGCUUGUCCCUUCUGCCCGGCGCCCAGGGCCCGCCAGCGCCUGCCGGGAGGGGGCGCCCACCCUGUACCUGAAAAACUCGGUGACCACCAGGGAGUUCCUCGUGUCUGCGGAGCUUCCCGACCAAACCAAGAGGGCCACCUAGAGGCCGCCGGCGGCCCCUCUGCGGGGGCGGCCUGCAGAGGCGCCUCCCCGCCGGGCGUCUGCGCCCAUCGGCUGUCAGGAGGCUCCCCUGCCUCUGGGGCGUCUGCGCCCAUCGGCUGUCAGGAGGCUCCCCUGCCUUUGGGGCGUCUGCGCCCAUCGGCUGUCAGGAGGCUCCCCUGCCUCUGGGGCGUCUGCGCCCAUCGGCUGUCAGGAGGCUCCCCUGCCUCUGGGGCGUCUGCGCCCAUCGGCUGUCAGGAGGCUCCCCUGCCUUUGGGGCGUCUGCGCCCAUCGGCUGUCAGGGGCCCAGCCUGGGGCCUCGCCUCAACGUCCGGGCACACUUCCGUGGCCUCUCCUCGGCGUCCGGACACACUUCCGUGGCCUCUCCUCGGCGUCCGGACACACUUCCGUGGCCUCUCCUCGGCGUCCGGGCACACUUCCGUGGCCUCGCCUCAGUGUCCGGACACACACACUUCCGUGGCCUCGCCUCAGUGUCCGGACACACACACUUCCGUGGCCAGGCCGUGGUCUCAGUGGCACCUGGGCGGGCGGCUGGGAGGGGGC